UACAGUACAUUACCCUUCACUUUGAUUUAAUGGAAAUUCUUCUGUUAUAAACUCAAAAGACUUGCUGGCAACAAUGCUCUCACUGAAGACUACUGAUAAUUUAUGGAUGUGGAACACUUUAAGCAAGAGGACAUAUGUUUUUAAUUUUUAUUUUUCUUCUUAAAUUUGACCAUCUGUAACAUUAGGGAAUGGCUGGACAUAUAUCGUGGAAACGUGUGAUCCGGAAGGUAGAAAUGGGGAGAAAAGUGGAAAAAGUCCUUAAAGAUAAGGGGGAGAAGGGGGCUCCUGUUAGUGAAGAGGAUGGCACCAGGACUGCAGCAAGCAAGCUACAGGAAAAGUCAGCUUUGCAAACCAUAGAAGACUACCAAUGCACUGGAAUCUUGGAGAAUGAUUUUCCUGAACUAUGUAAUCUUAUUGACAUGAAGGAGUUCCCCUUAGUGACCCCACGACCCCGUCCGACUGUCACAUCAGCUACUGAUAAAAGUGUUCUAGAGGAAGGUCAGUCACAAACAAGUUUACUUGGAAGCCCGGCAAGUCCUUCAGACAGUUUCUUAUAUUUUAGACCCCGUUUGCAAGUGGAACUGGAGUCUGAUGAUCCCAAAUCUGUACGAGAAGUGCACAUCAGAGGUUGGAAAAUUGAUGAUCGAAUGAUCAGAGUUUUUAACAAGUGUCUUCCUAGUCUGUCCAGUUUGCAGGGAAUUAAUUUUUGGAAUGUGGGACUGACAGAUGAGACUUUAUCUUCCCUUAGUGCCACAUUGUCUUUAUGUGUGGGCCUCAGAAAAGUGGUACUAGAAGGAACUCCUAUUCCAUCCCAGGCGUAUGCCCUUCUAAUCUCUGAAGAAAGUGUGCUCACUCAUCUGUCUUUGAGAAAUAAUAAGAUUGAUGAGGUUGGGGCUAAACUGAUUGGUCAAGCACUGUCCACACCAAAAUUAGCAAAUAAGAACCUGACAUUCCUGAACCUAGCAUAUAACCACAUUGAAGAUGCUGGGGCUCUGUAUAUUGCAAAGGGCUUAAGACUCAAUCGUGCACUACUAUGUCUCAAUCUGUCACACAACCAAAUUGGUGAUCAGGGUGCAAUGAAGCUUGCAGAGGUUUUGGGGCCAUUUGCUCUUACGCAUGAAGAGGUAGUGGAAAGAAGAAUACUUUUGUUAAGCAAGGAUUCACAAGAUGGACCAAAAUCGCCAUUGUUCGCAAGAAGAGCUGACUUGAAAGGGGAGCGGUCCCUUAGCCAUUCUAGUAGUAUAUCCAUUGAUCGCAAUCAAAAGACUAAAAGUGCUGCCAAGAAGAAGGAUAAGGAAUCACCCAAGAAAGAUGAGAAAGCUGGAGCUGGUGGAGCCAGUGCUGGAGGUGGUACUGCAGGCACCCAGGGUGGAGCAGCGGCAAAGAAAGAUGAGAGUAAAGGAGGGAAGAAAGGCACUGAUACAAAAGCGUCUAAAGCAAAAGGUGCAAAAUCUGGAGAAAAAGAAAAAAGGCCACUUACCACAGAGCAGGAGACAUGCGAACAACUAGAAAUUAUCAGCCCUCUUCUGGAUGUCGUUGAACACCAUAGUGGAAAUAUAUUCCUUCCUGGAAAUAACAUACUUGCCAGCCUUAACCUUAUGGGAAACCAGAUUACUGAGAUUUCACUGCAAGCUUUCCUGACAGUUUUGCUCAGUCAAAGUGAUAUUCCAAAAGGGAGGCCAGGCACAGGGCUUUUGAGGCUUGCUGUUACGAGAAACAAAUUCUCGCCAAAGUGUGAGGGCUUUCUCAAGAUCAAUGAAAUACUGUCAAAAAGGGACCCACUCUCCAAGACUGCUUUAAAAUCUGAAGGUGAAUAAGCUGGUCUUGUUCCCCUUGGCUGAUAAUAU
This is a messenger RNA of Erpetoichthys calabaricus (reedfish), 1847 nucleotides long. It is a transcript of the gene lrrc71, whose product is annotated as leucine rich repeat containing 71. The record is from RefSeq and is a predicted model, not a curated record. Bases 189 to 1817 code for a protein of 542 amino acids. The transcript is spliced from 17 exons. Gene Ontology annotation, molecular function: protein binding. Lineage: Eukaryota; Metazoa; Chordata; Cladistia; Polypteriformes; Polypteridae.